This is a messenger RNA of Acromyrmex echinatior (Panamanian leafcutter ant), 1033 nucleotides long. It is a transcript of the gene Cpap3-b, whose product is annotated as cuticular protein analogous to peritrophins 3-B. Gene Ontology annotation, molecular function: chitin binding. Lineage: Eukaryota; Metazoa; Arthropoda; Insecta; Hymenoptera; Formicidae. Gene Ontology annotation, cellular component: extracellular region. The record is from RefSeq and is a predicted model, not a curated record.
CUCUAGUCACCAAUACGACCACGUUACUACGAUUGGAGCAUUGUAUAUAGUGACGUCACUCUUUUCCUCUCUUUCUCAAUCGGCGUCUUUCUCAUCAGGAUGAAGACGGAGAUCCUUCUUCUCCUGAUAUGCCUCGGAGCUGUCACUGCUCUGACGAGGAAGCAAGAGGCCGCCGAACAAAGCCGCCGAAAGGUUGCUUCGGCAACAACGCCGAAGAAACAAGAGCCAGAAGAAGAAUACGAAGAUGACGAAGAACUCCUGGACCAAUGUCCAGAACCCAAUGGAUAUUUUCCAGACGCAGAACAAUGCGAUAAAUAUUACGACUGUCGAGACGGCAAAAUAACGGACAAAUUGUGCCCUGACGGUCUCGUUUUCAAUGAUUUUAGUCCGCAGCACGAGAAAUGCGAUUUACCAUUUGGUAUCGAUUGUACAAAGAGACCUAAGCUACAAAAACCACAACCAUCACCACACUGUCCUCGCAUGCACGGUUAUUUCGCUCAUGAGGAUCCCAGGAAUUGUAAUACCUUUUACUAUUGCGUGGAGGGCAAGUUUAACAUGAUUACUUGCCCGGAGGGUCUGGUCUUCUCCGAAAAGACCGGCAUCUGUAACUGGCCGGACGAAGCACAGAAGAAGGGCUGCGGUUCCCGCGAACUCUUCAACUUCACUUGUCCGAAGGUCAACGAGUCGGUGGCCGCGACGCAUCCGCGUUAUCCUGACACUGAAGAUUGCCAGUACUUCUAUGUAUGCGUCAACGGUGAGAUACCGAGGCGAAGUGGAUGCAAACUCGGCCAGGCGUUCGACGAACGCAGUGGAAAGUGCGACUGGGCCAGAAAAAUACCCGAAUGCAAAGACUGGUACAAGGAUCAGCUGACCGACGAAGAAUUAGACGCCUUGGAGAAUCCACCACCCAAACCCAAACCUACUGGUGGACCAAGCAGAAGAAAGGGUAGCAGACCAACUGUAUAGAGUCAAAAUUUUAGAUUAAACAUAUAGGUUUUAAGUUUUUUUAUUUUUAAACCAUUUUAUUGUAUAA